Messenger RNA from Saimiri boliviensis boliviensis (Bolivian squirrel monkey), 1788 nucleotides. RefSeq names its product involucrin (gene IVL). The record is from RefSeq and is a predicted model, not a curated record. Gene Ontology annotation, cellular component: cytoplasm. Gene Ontology annotation, biological process: keratinization. Lineage: Eukaryota; Metazoa; Chordata; Mammalia; Primates; Cebidae.
UCAGCACUCCACCAGAGCCUCCGCCUCAGCCUUACUGUGAGUCUGGUUGACAGCAGCUUCUAAGAUGUCCCAACAACACACACUGCCAGUGACCCUCCCCCCUGCCCUCAGUCAGGAGCUCCUCGACACUGUUCCUCCUCCAGUCACUACCCAGCAGGAGCAAAGGAAGCAGCCAGCUCCACUGCCUCCUCCGUGCCAGAAGGUGCCUGUCGAGCUCCCAGUGGAGGGCCCGUCAAAGCAUGAGGAAAAACACAUGACUACUGUAAAGGGAGUGCCUGAGCAAGAAUGUGAGCAGCAGCAGCAACCACUGGAACAGGAACUGCAGCAACAGCACUGGGUGCAGGAUAAGGAACAUCAGAAAGCAGAAAACCCUGUGCAACAGCUUCAGCAGGAGAAAGCACAAAGGGAGAAGCAGCAGCUACAGGGACAGCUGGAAGAAGAGAAGAAGCUCUUGGACCAGCAACUGGAUCAAGAGCUAGCCAAGAGAGAUGCACAACUGGGAACAAAGAAAGAGCAAUUGUUGGAGUUCCCAGAGCAGCAGGAGGGGCAGCUGAAACACCUGGAGCAGCAAGAGGGGCAGCUGGAGCUCCCAGAGCAGCAGGAGAGGCAGCUGAAGCACCUGAAGCAGCAGGAGAAGCCGCUGGAGCUCCCAGAGCAACAGGAGGGGCAGCUGAAGCACCUGGAGCAGCAGAAGCCAUUGGAGCUCCCAGAGCAGCAGGAGAGGCAGCUGAAGCACCUGGAAGAGCAGAAAGGGCAGCUGAAACAUCUGGAGCACCAGGAGGGGCAGCUGGAGCUCCCAGAGCAGGUGGGUCAGCCAAAGCACCUGAAACAGCUGGAGAAGCAGCUAGAGCACCCAGAGCACCAGGAGGGGCAGCUGAAGCAGCUGGAGGAGAAGGAGGGGCAGGUGAAGCACCUGGGGGAGCAGAAGGAGCAGUUGAAGCAUCUAGAGCAUCAGGAGGAACAGCUGAAGCAUCUGGAGCAGCAGGAGAGGCAGCUAGAGCACCUGGAGCAGCAGGAGCGGCAGCUAAAACAUCUGGAGCAGCACGAAGGACAGCUGGAGCUCCCAGAGCAGCAGGUGGGGCAGUCAAAGCACCUGGAGCAGGAGGAGAAGCAGCUGAAACACCCAGAGCAGCAGGAGGGGCAGCUGAAGCACCUGGGAAAGCAGGAGGCACAGCUGGAGCUCCCAGAGCUGGUGGGGCAGCCAAAGCACCUGGAGCAGCAGGAGAAGCAACUAAAGCACCCAGAGCGGCAGGAGGAGCAGCUAAAACCUCAGGAGCAUCAGAAGGGGCAGCUGAAGGACCCGGAACAGCAGGAGAGACAGCUGGAGCAGCCCGUGUUUGCCCCAGCUCCAGGCCAGGUCCAAGACAUCCAACAAGCCCUGCCCCCAAAGGGAGAAGUGUUGCUUCCUGUAGAGCAGCAGCAGCAGCAGCAGCAGGAGGCGCAGUGACAACAUAAGUAACCACCUGCAGUGUCCAGAGGCCCUCCGAUCAUCUCAUACAAGAGAAGAGAGAGCCACUGAUCCAAUUAUUUCGGGUCCCCUAGGUGUCCCGUCUCAUCUGUGAACUUGACUCUGUCCCGCCACAUGUCUGUUCAAUGGGGUGAGGGGGAGGGAGAGAGGGAAUUAUUGUCCAGAGCCACCCUCAAUGAGCCCAAUCCCAAGCUCAGGUGAGCAGAGCCACUACUUGAGGGAUUACUGUUACAAUAGGAAUCUCUACUCCCCCAGUAUUGAAGCUGAAUCAGUGAGUGUGUACAAUGAUACAUAAUAAAUCCUGGAAGUCUUGGGAUCCU